UACUACCCGGCGCCGAGGCGGAGGGGGGAAGCGGCGCCCGCCCCUGGCUCCGAGGCCGCGAGCAGCCGCGGGCCCCCCGCUCCGUGGCCGCGCCGACCCACGCCGCCGCGUCCCCACCCUCUUCCGGCCCUGGCUGCCCGGGCCGCGUUCGCUCCUGCCGGUGGAUGCUGCGCCUCUCGGAGCGGAACAUGAAGCUCCUUUUCGCCGCCGCCCUCAUUGUGGGCUCCGUCUUCUUCCUGCUGCUGCCAGGACCCUCUGUGGCGGAUGAGAAGAAGAAGGGACCCAAAGUCACCGUCAAGGUGUACUUUGACCUACGAAUUGGAGAUGAAGAUGUAGGCCGGGUGGUCUUUGGUCUCUUUGGAAAGACUGUUCCAAAAACAGUGGAUAAUUUUGUGGCCUUAGCCACGGGAGAGAAAGGAUUUGGAUACAAAAACAGCAAAUUCCAUCGUGUGAUCAAGGACUUCAUGAUCCAGGGUGGAGACUUCACCAGGGGAGAUGGCACAGGAGGAAAGAGCAUUUAUGGUGAGCGCUUCCCUGAUGAAAACUUCAAGCUGAAACACUAUGGGCCUGGCUGGGUGAGCAUGGCCAACGCAGGUAAAGACACCAACGGCUCCCAGUUCUUCAUCACUACCGUCAAGACAGCCUGGCUAGACGGCAAGCAUGUAGUGUUUGGCAAAGUUCUAGAGGGCAUGGAGGUGGUGCGGAAGGUGGAAAGCACCAAGACAGACAGUAGAGACAAGCCCCUAAAGGAUGUGAUCAUUGCAGACUGUGGCAAGAUCGAGGUGGAGAAACCCUUUGCCAUCGCCAAGGAGUAGGGCCCCAGGGACCACUGAGCAACCCUCUGUGCAGGCCCUGUUGCCCUUGCCGGGGAGAAGGUAGCCCAUCACAGGGCUCCAUGCUGCACUGGCCCUAGUGCCAGCAUCUGAUGGAGCAGGCCCACUCCCCUCACAUUCCAUAGGCCCAGUUUUGUAACAAACUCAUAUGUUGACCAAUUAAAAGAAAAGUGGGGUUUUUUUUGUAUAA
Messenger RNA from Sciurus carolinensis (gray squirrel), 1023 nucleotides. RefSeq names its product peptidylprolyl isomerase B (gene Ppib). Gene Ontology annotation, cellular component: intracellular membrane-bounded organelle. The transcript has 5 exons. Lineage: Eukaryota; Metazoa; Chordata; Mammalia; Rodentia; Sciuridae. Gene Ontology annotation, biological process: protein folding; protein peptidyl-prolyl isomerization. The record is from RefSeq and is a predicted model, not a curated record. Gene Ontology annotation, molecular function: peptidyl-prolyl cis-trans isomerase activity. Bases 165 to 815 code for a protein of 216 amino acids.